This is a messenger RNA of Ascochyta rabiei, 819 nucleotides long. RefSeq lists its product as uncharacterized. Bases 1 to 819 code for a protein of 272 amino acids. The transcript has 4 exons. NCBI's taxonomy places the organism in Eukaryota, Fungi, Ascomycota, Dothideomycetes, Pleosporales, Didymellaceae. The record is from RefSeq and is a predicted model, not a curated record.
AUGGACUCCUCCGCCCCCGCCGACGACGUCGCCGCCCCCGCCAACACCGCCGCCGCUGACGCCGCCGCUGCUGCUGCUGCUGCCACUGCUGCUGCUGCCACUGCCGCCGCCGCCCUCGCUGCCGCCCCCGCCCUCCCGCCGCUCCCCCCUGCCCCGGCCCGCCCACCGCCGCCGCCCUGCUCGCCAUGCCGCCCGCCUCGCGGGCCUGCACAAGGCUGGCUUCUCGGCCAGUCCAGCGCCAGCUGGAGUUCCGCGCGGGCUACGAGCCCAGCAAGUUCAACCUCGCUGCAGAACCUCGAAUCUGCGCUCGCGCAGGUUGUCGGCCGCGUCGCCCCCACCGAAUGCGACUCCUGCCAGCGAGCAGCUGGCCCGUAUACUACCUGCGUGGUAGUUACAGGCCAGCUGCUCGACUCGUGCGCCAACUGCCACUAUGGCAGUGAGGGCGCCCGCUGCUCCUUCCGCCCCACGCCCGCCCCCGUCGUCCCCGUCCCCGCCAUCGCCACCCCCUCCAGGUCCCGCCGCCAGGUUGCUGCCGCUGCCGCUGCCGCUGCUGCUGCCCCUGCCCCUGCCGCUGCCCCUGCCACCCCCUCCAAGAAGCGCCGCCGCACCACCGCCACCCCUGCUGCCUCCCCCGCCGCCGCCGCCGCCGCCGCCACCACCGCCACCGCCUCCAAGAAGGAGAAGAAGAAGGAGAAGAGGAAGAGGAAGAAGAAGAAGGUCCGUAAGUGCGUACGGGACGUAAAGAAGUCCGUAGCGGCUCUAGAGCUUGCUAUGGAUUCCUCCUCCUCAGAGGACAGUGAUGAAGAUGAUGAGGAUUAA